Molecule: messenger RNA, 273 nt
Organism: Rotaria sordida
Lineage: Eukaryota; Metazoa; Rotifera; Eurotatoria; Philodinida; Philodinidae
Source: the annotation of a GenBank genome assembly
AUGAAUUCAUCUUUUCUUUUGUUGUUCAUUUAUAAUUACUUUUUUUUUAGCUCACAACCAAAACACAAACGUCCUACACUCUCGGGACAAUGUCUACAAUGUAGCAAUAGAAUUAAUGAUUGGUGUCUCAAUUGUCCAUCAUGUAUUGCCAGUGGUAAACCGAUUAUUGAAUAUGCUUUUUGGAUUCGUCCAGCUUGUAAACAUCAAGGAUUAGAAAGUGAAAUGGCUUGUCUUGAUGUCUGUCCUUUUUGUCAUUCAUCUGUAAAUGGUUAG